UUCUCCGCUCUAAGGCUCCUGAGGUUGAAUUGUUAUUCCUGCAAAUGAGGGUUUUGGACUUCAAUGUUUUUCCCCUGUUGUGAGCUGUGAGCAGGGAGGGUGUGAGAUUGAAAGAGAGAGAGAGAGGGAGGGAGAUAAAUUGCAGUCGUCCAAGUUGGAGCAGCCUCAUUUCAACGGGUCUAACCAUGGAGCUCAGAGGAGUGUGUUUGCUGCUGGGAGCGCUGCUGCUGGUGAACUGCUCGCUGCAGCAGACUCCAUCGAGGAAGAAGCCGGUGAAAAAGGAUGCGACAAAGGACCACGCCAUCGAGGAGCUGCAGAAACAGAUCAACGACAUCGUGGAUGAGCUCAACCUCCUGAAGGAGCGACAGGCCCUGCAGACAGUCUGCUUGAAAGGCGUAAAGAUCCACGGCAAGUGUUUCUUGGCUGACCCUGUGAGGAAGCACUAUCACACCGCCAGCGAGGACUGCAACGCCCUGGGCGGUGUCCUCAGCACGCCCACGUCCAGCGACGAGAACGACCAGCUCCGGGACUACGUCCGCCAGAGCGUCGGCCCCGACGACCAGAUCUGGCUGGGGGUCAACGACAUGGCGACCGAGGGCACCUGGGUGGACCAGACGGGCUCCGGCGCCACGUACAAAAACUGGGACGCCUCCGACGCGCGGUCCCCUCAGCCGGACGGCGGCAAGUCCCAGAACUGCGCCACCCUGUCGGCCGCCUCCCGCUCAGGGAAGUGGUCCGACGAGAACUGCCGCGACGAGAAGGCCUCCGUCUGCCAGUUCAACAUCGUCUGACCACCGACUCUGCGCACGGUCAGAGCUGCUUCGUCUGUGUACUCUCGCUGCAAUGCCACUUUGUCUGCUACUUUGAAAAGAAGGAGUUUUUAAGCCAGUGGUUCUCAGCUGUUUUUUGUUUUGUUUUUUUGCAUCUGGACCAAAAUUCAGGUGGAAAAAGUCUCAGUCGGCUGCAUGAAGUGGUUCUUUUUCACAAGUGUAAUUUGCAGCAUUCCUUGAGCUCACAAUAAAACCAAGGAAACCCCCCAAAAAGCCCAGUCGAGAAUAAGCAAGAGACAGGCGUCAGCGACUUGUGCAACAAUUUUAGAUAUUUUGUUCAUCCUUUCUUGAAAACCUUUUACAAAAUUAUGUAUUUUUAUAAUAAUAUAGAAACACAUGUCAGACGUUAAAAGGUCAAAACACCAAUGUGCCGGCAAUAAGAGGUGUGUUCAGGUGCUGGCACCUUCUCACAAAUGUUAAAACUUUGGGUGUAACUUUAUUUUUCAUUGUCUCCACAAACCCAGGCGUCUUGUUACGUUGUUGAGAACCACUGGUUUAAACUCAGGAGUAGAAGAAUUAACUCAAUCUUCACCAUCUUCAAUGAGAUUAUUCCAGUCUGCUAGUUUUGUAGUCUCUCUAUAGUGUCUAGCCUGAUGUAACCCGAAGACAACAUCAAUAAAAUGCAAAAAAAAUUCCA
Scophthalmus maximus (turbot) is the source of this 1467-nucleotide messenger RNA. RefSeq names its product tetranectin. The coding region runs from base 186 to 791 and encodes 201 amino acids. NCBI's taxonomy places the organism in Eukaryota, Metazoa, Chordata, Actinopteri, Pleuronectiformes, Scophthalmidae. The transcript is spliced from 3 exons. The record is from RefSeq and is a predicted model, not a curated record.